CAGCAUUUUCGACGUUGACACGAACGAUUGGGAUGGCACGGAAAUGGCUGGAGGAGAGAAAGGAGAGAAAUGCGAUUUCAACUGGUUGGAAUGACGUCGAUGAUGAUCACAGUAAAAUACGACGAAAUCUUCCCACCAAUAGUUCGAAUUUUUCGUCGCUAAGCCACACCAUCUUGGCUCGGAUCAUGCUUUGCAGAGAGAAUUUACCUUACAAAAAAUUUGCGGGAUGAUGUCAAACUCCUCGAGCUGUCGCCGAUAGAUGCUCAUUUUCUACGUUACCGCCCAUCUGAUGCUGCUCAGAAUCACAGAAUAAACAAUUCGACCAAGUGGCUGCUAAUGAUGGAUCCAAGAAAUCGGGAAUCGAGACGAGGCUUACACUAAGCCGAAAUAUUAAAUAAUAUUUAUGUUUUUUUUUCCCUUUUUUCAAAUUUAUUUUUUCAUUCUUCAUGUACAAUAAACGAAAUUUUUGGC
Messenger RNA from Caenorhabditis elegans, 471 nucleotides. RefSeq lists its product as uncharacterized. Bases 33 to 230 code for a protein of 65 amino acids. The transcript has 3 exons. Lineage: Eukaryota; Metazoa; Nematoda; Chromadorea; Rhabditida; Rhabditidae. The record is from RefSeq and is marked reviewed.